AGUGAUUUAGCUUGGACUCCCCUGGAUCUUGUCUCAUUAAUCACUGAACAUACCCCCCUGCAACAAGAACAGGUUUUUUGGAAGGUGCUCUUGGUUCUGCCAAAUGAUGCUGAAUAUGCAGAGGAAGAUCCCAGCAGGGUACUGGUGGAUUGGUUGAAAGCCAAAUUUAUGGGAGAGAAAAGCUGGAAGAAAAACACUUCACCCACAGAAGGCAGAAUUCAAACCCUGGCAUUGUUCAACUCUCCUGGCGUGCGAGGGAGCAGGAGCGUUCAAGUCAGUGUGUGUGUAAAGGUGGCCCACGGCACGCUGUCCGACCCCGAGCUGGACACAGCUGAGAUGCAGAAAGAUUUGCUUGGAACCAGCGGCCUCAUUCUUCUCCUGCCCCCUCGAGUCAGGAGUGAAGAUGUGGCAGAAGAUGAUGUUUAUUGGCUUUCAGCUUUGUUGCAGCUGAAACAGUUGCUCCAGGUCAAACCUUUCCAGCCCGUAGUUCCCUUGGUGGUUCUAGUGCCCGGGGAGGAAGAUGAGGCCACAGAGAAAGAAGUUGAAGAAGGUUUGAUGCUGCAGGACUUGAUUUCAGCCCAGCUUAUUUCAGACUACAUCAUUGUUGAGCUCCCAGGUUCUACCAAUGACUUAGAAGGCACCAGAAGGGUCUCGACGGCCGUGGGCUGGCUGGUUUCCCAGUGCCCUGCCUCCCUGGAGCUCUGCAGCCAGAGCCUCUGGCAGUACCUGGAGGAGGGGCUGGAGGGGGAGUUUGGGAAGCGCUUCUACCGCGACCGGCGGGAGAGGCGCCUGGCUGGGCUGCCCUCCCAGGAGCCUGGGCCCAUCGUGGAGCUCUACAACAGCACCCUGCAGUUCCUCUCAGAGGUGGCCUCUUCAGAGCACCUCUGUGACUGGUCUUGGCCCAUCACGGAGUUUUCGGAGCCUGGGGGUAACAAGCUGCUGCCCCACCUGCAGUGGAACGUGCCCGGGCACCUGGCCUGGCUGAAGAAGGCUGUGCUGUCCUUCCAGAUCCCAUACCUCGACCUGCCUCCCCUGGGUGCUCCUUGGCAUCCUGUUUGCCACAUGAUUUGUCAGUACGUGUCUCAGAUUGCCAGUUCUUCCCACACUCAACCACUGAUCCAGUCUCGAGUGAAGAAUCUGCUGAGCAAAACUUACCAGAAGUGGCAGAACAGGACCUGUGGGGGCUGUGAUGGAGACGGGCCUCCUGUCGAUGAGAUCCCUUGGGAUGAUAUCUUGGUAGUCUGCAUUGAUCAUAAACUGAGAGACUGGAAACCACCCAAGCUUCCCCUUGCUCCAGCAGCAGUAAGUGAAGAUGGGCAGAUUCGUGUGUACUUCUUCAAGGAGCAGCUGAAGAACUUCACCCCCCCCUUGUCCUGGGAGCGAGCCAGGCUGGGCACCCAGGAGGAGAUCCGGGGGGGCCACCAGAG
Molecule: messenger RNA, 1427 nt
Organism: Merops nubicus (carmine bee-eater)
Lineage: Eukaryota; Metazoa; Chordata; Aves; Coraciiformes; Meropidae
Product: germinal-center associated nuclear protein-like
Exons: 7
Source: RefSeq, a predicted model, not a curated record